Messenger RNA from Psammomys obesus (fat sand rat), 2054 nucleotides. RefSeq names its product liver carboxylesterase 1-like. The record is from RefSeq and is a predicted model, not a curated record. Bases 67 to 1863 code for a protein of 598 amino acids. Lineage: Eukaryota; Metazoa; Chordata; Mammalia; Rodentia; Muridae. The transcript has 14 exons. Gene Ontology annotation, cellular component: endoplasmic reticulum; lipid droplet. Gene Ontology annotation, biological process: lipid catabolic process. Gene Ontology annotation, molecular function: carboxylic ester hydrolase activity.
CCUGGGAGCUCUGGAACAAGGAGAGCACCUUGUCAUCUCAUCACCAGAGGCCUGGACUGCACAUGGAUGGGUGAGGUAACAAGGCCUCGAAAUCUAAGAGGGGUUGUGCAAAGCCCUUCAGAAGAGCACCGUGACCACCUCAAAGGGCCCCAGAGCAACUGGCCUUUCACCAUGUGGCUCCUUGCUCUGGCCUUGGCUUCCCUCAACACUUGCAUGGCUCUUGGACACCCCUCUGGACCACCUGUGGUGGACACUGUUCACGGCAAAGUCCUGGGGAAGUACAUCAGCUUAGAAGGAUUCACACAGCCUGUGGCCGUCUUCCUGGGAGUUCCCUUUGCCAAACCUCCUCUUGGAUCCCUGAGGUUUGCUCCACCACAGCCUUCAGAUCCCUGGAGCUUCGUGAAGAAUGCCACCUCCUACCCUCCUAUGUGCUCCCAAAUUACAGGAGUGGGGCCGGUGCUCUCUGAUGUCUUCACCAACCAACUAGAAAAUGUUCUUCUUGAGUAUUCUGAAGACUGCCUUUACCUAAAUAUUUACUCCCCCACUGACCUGACAAGCAAUGACAGGCUGCCAGUGAUGGUAUGGGUCCAUGGAGGUGGUUUACUGUCUGGUGGAGCAUCAACUUUUGAUGGACUAGCCCUGUCUACCCAUGAAAAAGUGGUGGUGGUGGUCAUUCAAUACCGCUUAGGUAUCUGGGGAUUCCUCAGCACAGGAGAUGAACACAGCCGAGGGAACUGGGGUCACUUGGACCAAGUAGCCGCACUACAAUGGGUCCAGAACAACAUUGCUAACUUCGGAGGGGACCCAAGCUCUGUGACUCUCUUUGGCGAGUCAGCAGGAGGGGAAAGUGUCUCCGUCCUUGUUUUAUCUCCCCUGACCAAGAACCUCUUCCACAGGGCCAUUUCUGAAAGUGGUGUGGCCCUCACUCCUUGUCUGUUCAGGGAGAAUACAAGGCGUGGGGCUGAGCAAGUCGCCAUUGCUACAGGGUGCGAGGCCAAUACAUCAGCCAAUAUUGUUCACUGUCUGCGUGAGAAGACCGAGGAGGAACUCUUGGCAACCACAUUGAAAAUGAAAUUCUUUGCUCUCGAUUUGCUCGGAGACCCCCGAGAGAGCUACCCCUUCCUGACUACUGUGAUUGACGGAGUGCUGCUGCCAAAGGCACCUGAAGAGAUCCUGGCUGAGAAGAGUUUCAACACGGUCCCCUACAUCGUGGGCAUCAACAAGCAAGAGUUUGGCUGGUACAUCCCGACGAUGAUGGGCUACCCCCUCUCUGAAGGCAAACUGGACCAAAAGACAGCCACAUCCCUCCUGUGGAAGUCCUAUCCACUUGCUAACAUCUCUAAGGAACUGACUCCAGUGGCCACUGAGAAGUAUUUGGGAGGAUCCGACUGCCCUAACAAAAAGAAAGACCUCUUUUUAGACAUGAUGGGAGAUGUGUUAUUUGCUGUGCCGUCUGUGAUUGUGGCCCGCUAUCACAGAGAUGCUGGAGCCCCCACCUACAUGUAUGAAUUUAAGUACCGCCCAAGCUUUGUGUCUGACAUAAGACCCAAGAUGGUGAUAGCAGACCAUGGUGAUGAAGUUUAUUCCGUUUGGGGGACACCACUUUUAAAAGAGGGUGCCUCAGAAGAAGAGACGAACCUCAGCAAGAUGAUGAUGAAGUUUUGGGGCAAUUUUGCUCAAAAUGGGAACCCCAAUGGGGAGGGGCUGCCACACUGGCCAGAGUAUGAUGAGAAGGAAAGUUACCUUCAGAUCGGAGCCACUACCCAGCAAGCCCAGAAGCUCAAAGACACGAAAGCAACUUUCUGGACCCACCUCCGGGCUAUGGAGAUGGAGAAAGCAACCAAGGGAGAUACUGAGAAAUGACAUAGAAGGCAGCACAGCCAUGGAAGCCUUUAGGAGCCAGGGCAACACUGUUCCUCUGAAGGUGUUUGUAGCCCAAAGAGCUUUCUCAUCACAGAGGCUGAAGAACUGUGCAUUGGGAGUGGGCAGAAACCAGAAAAGAGAAAUGUUUGCAGCUAUGGUUUCAAUUUGUAAAAUAAAUGAAAAAAAAUUUU